AGUUGUUUUCGCAAAGUUCCACAUGGUAUUUCGUAAACUUGCCGAAAAGGCUAAAGCCUUCGACGCGUUCCCAAAAGUUGAAGAUGAUAACCAACAACGAAGUGAAAAGGGUGGCAUCUUGACAGUUAUAGUUGCAAUUUGCUUAUUCAUGUUGACCAUGAGCGAGUUCACCGACUAUCGCAAAUACCACACCAACUACAAAUUCUUGGUGGAUCAUACAAUCGAUAACAAAAUGCAAAUAAAUAUCGAUGUUACAGUAGCAAUGCCAUGUCCUUCAUUGAUGAUUCAUGUGGUUGAUGCGACUGGACAGCGCAACAGACUCACUCAAGACCUUAAGCUUAUUCCUGCUCAAUUCUCUGCUGGUACUGCAACCAAGUACAAACAAAUUGAAGACCCCAAAUAUAUUCACGAAAUGAUCCAAGCUGCCAGUGGUAAACCUUACGAUCAUGGUAUUGCUAAUGAUAUGGGUUCAUGUAGAAUUUAUGGUUCUCUCAAAGUGAACAAGGUGGCUUCAAACCUUCAUAUUACAUCUGACGGGCACGGAUAUGCAAGCGUUGCCCACACAAGUCACGACAUUAUGAAUUUUACUCAUCGUAUUGAUGAAUUUUCAUUUGGUAAUUUCUAUCCUGCUUUAGUCAAUCCUUUAGAUAACAGUAUUGAGAUUGCCCAAACAAAUUUCGAAAUCUUCCAAUACACCAUCUCCGUUGUAAGGGAACAAAAAGUCAAUAAAAAUUCAUACUAACUGAAAAUAAUGUAGGUACCAACUUCAUUGAUCGAUCGCUGGGGUAAUUUUUUGGAUACCAAUCAGUACGCUGUUACCGAUUCACACAAGGCCUUUAAAGAAGGCCAAACGAUUCCGGGAAUCUU
Mucor mucedo is the source of this 867-nucleotide messenger RNA. RefSeq names its product endoplasmic reticulum-golgi intermediate compartment-domain-containing protein. The record is from RefSeq and is a predicted model, not a curated record. Bases 23 to 742 code for a protein of 239 amino acids. The transcript is spliced from 9 exons. Gene Ontology annotation, cellular component: COPII-coated ER to Golgi transport vesicle; Golgi membrane; endoplasmic reticulum. Gene Ontology annotation, biological process: endoplasmic reticulum to Golgi vesicle-mediated transport; retrograde vesicle-mediated transport, Golgi to endoplasmic reticulum. Lineage: Eukaryota; Fungi; Mucoromycota; Mucoromycetes; Mucorales; Mucoraceae.